Molecule: messenger RNA, 895 nt
Organism: Camellia sinensis
Lineage: Eukaryota; Viridiplantae; Streptophyta; Magnoliopsida; Ericales; Theaceae
Product: cold-regulated 413 plasma membrane protein 1
Cellular component (GO): membrane
Source: RefSeq, a predicted model, not a curated record
CUCUCUCUCUCUCUCUCUCUCUCUCUCUCUCUAUAUAUAUAUAUAUAUGUUGAUUUCACAUAGAGAACAUCGGAUCGGAGAGAAAAAUGGUUAAGAACAAUUAUUUGGCAAUGAAGACGACGGGUUCAACAACUUCAACGGAGUUGAUAAGUUCUGAUCUGCAAGAUCUGGGGAACGCCGCAAAGAAGUUCGCAAGUCAUGCCAUCAUGCUCACUUCUGGCCUCGGUCUGGGCUCUGUUCUUCUUCAAUGGAUAGCUUCAAUCGCUGCUAUUUAUUUGUUGGUUUUGGAUCGAACAAACUGGAGGACCAACAUUCUUACCGCACUUUUAAUCCCAUACAUUUUCUUCAGUCUUCCUUCAUUAGUGUUCAGCUUGCUCAGUGGAGAGAUUGGAAAAUGGAUUGCUUUCAUCGCUGUGGUAUUGCGUCUCUUCUUCCCCAAACAUUUUCCUGAUUGGCUAGAAAUGCCAGGAGCAUUGAUUCUCCUCAUCGUGGUAGCUCCAAGCUUGAUUGCUGAUACACUGAGGGACAGUUUUAUCGGUGCUGUAAUAUGUCUUGCCAUCGCAUGUUACUUGCUUCAAGAACACAUCCGAGCGUCAGGUGGGUUCAGAAAUUCCUUCACGAAGAGUAGUGGUGUCUCCAACUCCGUUGGCAUAAUCAUUCUUCUAGUCUAUCCUGUCUGGGCUUUGUUUAAUGACUUUCUAUAGGCACCCCUCUCUCGCAGCUUUGUUGUGUGCAUUUCUAAAACAAAAUUUUUCUUUUUUUUUUUUUUGGUGUGUGUGUGUGUGUGUUUGAUUGGUCAAUUUGUUGGCAAAAAACUGUCUGGACCUAAUGAUUGUUAUGAUCGUGUAUACUGUAUGUUGAUCUUUCUGUCUAAAAAUUUGCAUUUGCCAAAGAA